CUUUACUUGGGAAACUCUUUCCACUUUAAACUCCACUGGAAUUUGUUCCUGUUAUGACGAGAUACUGGGAGAGACCACUUGUAUGGGACAGAACAAAAGGGGAGAGUAAGGCGAGUACGCUCUUGAGAAUUUACUUCAGUAUUUUUCCAACACUUGGUUUCUGACUCUGAUUGCAUACAAUAGCAUUAUCUUUAUUUCAGAAGUUCACAAUGGGAGAUCACAGCAUUCCCCGAAUGACAUUAAUAGUCGUUUCGACUGUCGCAUUCAUUGUAUGUGUCGCUUUCAACGCACUUGCUGGACCAGGAAGUGGUCCUUUUAAGAACACCACAAGUGCUAUAUCAAAUGAUUACAAUACAGAAAUUACACCCUCUGGGUGGACCUUCUCAAUCUGGGGAGUCAUCUACACCUGGCUGUCCCUCAUGAUUAUUUACAUCCUCACAACUACCUGCAGAAGAACAGUGGAUGGUCCAAUGUACUGCAGUCCUGCUGUUUUGCCAUACGGAUUCUUUAUUAUCUGGAUAUUGAACAUGUUGAUUAAUAUAAGCUGGCUCUUUCUGUGGGACAGAGAGGUGAUGAUUGCUGCAGUGAUUUUCCUGGCCUUAAUCGCGUUCACAAACUACUUGACGAUAUUCCUCUCCUGUCAUGGACUGAAAGAGUAUGGAGCUUGGCUAAACAAAUAUCACAAAGUAGACCUUUGGUGCAUUCGAAUACUGGUUCAGAAUGGCAUUGCAACAUAUGCAACAUGGACAACUAUUGCCACCCUGCUCAACUUCACUAUUGUGCUAAGCUAUAAUGCUGGAAUGAGUAAAUCAGAUGCAGCAACAGUAUCUCUCUCAAUACUUCUGGGUGAAGUUAUUGCCUGGUUUAUUGUUGAGAACUUUGUGUUUGAGAAGCACUUGCGAUACAUUCUGACAGUCUACCCUGUUGUCAUUGUUGCCCUGAGUGGAAACAUGACAAAGAACUUUAAUGCUGCAAAUCCAAGCCGCAAUGGCAUUUACAUAUAGCAAGAAAGAAAUGUUGCACAUCAAUGGUUUCUUUGAGCUUCUGAAUGUGUGCCAGUUUUUUUACAGAGAUUGUAUUUUGUGAUGCUUUCCACAGCUGUCCUGCUGGGUUUGGCUUGUGCAUUGUUUGCGAUUAGACUGAUGUUGGUAAUAUGGAGGCACAUUAAACGCCCUCUCUACAGAGGCAUCAAUGCAGAGGAGGUCAUGUCACCAAUGGAAAUUGCUAAACAGCAAAUGAAGAUCUUUAGUUAAACUAAAUGUUUAUGUAAUAACAUAUUGUUUAUCAUUUUAAUAUAUUUUUUAAUGUAUUCUGUAUAUUGAUUAUACAGCCGUGGAAAAAAAUUAGAAGGCCAAAACUAUUUUUUUCUAAAUUUCAAAUAAAAAUGUUGUUACUAGUUGCACUUAUUUGCAGAAAAUGAAAACAGCAAAAUCGCUAGUGUUAAAAAGGUCAAAAUAACCCUCACAGUGUAUAUAUCAGAAUCAGAAUCAGAAGAGCUUUAUUGCCAAGUGUGCUUGCACACACAAGGAAUUUUCUUUGGUGUUGGAAGCUUCUAGUACAGACAUUCAACACAAUGACAAUACAAUAUAAUACGAUUUACAGUCUAAAAGAUUCUAAAUUGUGCAUAUAUAAAAUAAAGACUAUUUUACAGAAAAUGGGGGAUAAUAACAUAUAAGAGACAUUGUACAGGGUAGUAUAUAGUAGAAUAAACAUAUUAACAGAUUGUAUGUACACUUGUGCAAAUGGAUAAUUUAGUAAGUAGAGGUAGUGUUAUAUACAUGUAUACAUAAGAUGUAGAUAUAAUAAGGCACAGUAGUGCACACUAUAGGAGUAGUGGAAGUGGAAUAUUGCUCUUAAGGAGCAGUUAUCUGUUUAGGAGGGAGAUUGCCUGGGGGAAGAAGCUGCUUCUGUGUCUGGAUCAUAUAAUCAGUGGCUCAUAUAAUCAACACUUCGAUAGAAUGGAUUAUAGUACACUGUGAGUGUUAAUUUGACCUUUUUAACACUCGCGAUUUUGCUGUGAUAAACAGGUCAAAAUAACAGAAAAGAUGCUCUGUAUUUUUCAGACCUCAAAUACUGCAAAGAAAACAAGUUCAUAUUCACUUCACUUAAGCAAUACAACAGCUAUAGUUGUAUGCGUAUUUAGGAAAAGUAAAAAAAUAAAUGUGAUUUUCAUGUGUCUUGUCAUGCUGUCAGUCUUUCACAUUGCUGUUGGAUGACUUUAUUUCACAGUCCUGAGGUUUGAUUUUGUUGAAAUUCAACAGACAUUUCCCUGGAAUGGAUACAAUACAUCUAGAAAUGCUGAUUAAAUGAAAAUAUGUAAUGGUAUCUUAAUUUUUUCCUGUGUAUGUAUAUAUAAAGCUUGAAAACAUAUUUGAAAACAAUGUAAACUAAAGACCUGAUCAGUACAUAGUUGUGUAAUUUUUUACUUUUGUAAGCAAUAAAAUCAUA
Triplophysa rosa is the source of this 2448-nucleotide messenger RNA. RefSeq lists its product as uncharacterized. The transcript has 8 exons. The coding region runs from base 210 to 1004 and encodes 264 amino acids. The record is from RefSeq and is a predicted model, not a curated record. Lineage: Eukaryota; Metazoa; Chordata; Actinopteri; Cypriniformes; Nemacheilidae.